Anolis carolinensis (green anole) is the source of this 5505-nucleotide messenger RNA. It is a transcript of the gene vstm4, whose product is annotated as V-set and transmembrane domain containing 4. Gene Ontology annotation, cellular component: membrane. The transcript is spliced from 8 exons. The record is from RefSeq and is a predicted model, not a curated record. NCBI's taxonomy places the organism in Eukaryota, Metazoa, Chordata, Lepidosauria, Squamata, Anolidae. The coding region runs from base 90 to 1034 and encodes 314 amino acids.
GCAAGAGUGGGGCGCGGGCGGAGACCAAACCAGCCACGAAAAGGGACGGGGAGAGAGGAGUGAGUCGGGGGAAGAAGCCGAGAGAGGCGAUGCGCCUCCUGGCCCUGGCGGUGCUGCUGGUCCGAGUGCCCGAAGUAUGCAAAGCUCUGAAUGUGACUGUCUCUCCAGGACCCAAACUACUAUAUAUGACGGGAGACAAUGCUACACUAUUUUGCCAUGUUUCUCAAAAAAGACGACUAGAGAAUCUGCUAGCUGUCCGGUGGGUCUUUGUCCUUCCGCCUACAAAGGAGUAUUUGAUACUCAAAAUGACUAAGUAUGGAGUUGUCCAGUACUAUGGAAAUUAUACACAUCACUUCUAUAAACAAAGACUUCAUCUUUUUGAAGACAAAUAUAGAACAGUGUACACAUUUUUGAUACUGAAUCUCCAGCAAGCUGACCAAGGGCACUAUACAUGCAAAGUUCAGGAAAUUGGCAAGCAUAGAAACAAGUGGAUAGUAUGGUCUAAUGGCAGUGCAUCUACAGAAAUCCAAGUGAUUUCAACCCACAUUUCAGAUGAGUCCACUGCUGGGAAAAAUCACAAAGCCUGGAAAUUUUUUGAAGAUAUAUAUGUGAUUGCUGUUUUCGUGUGUUCCAUAGGCAUCAUUAGUCUUCUGCUAUUCACUCUUGUAAUCUUCUGCCAGACUUUGCUCAACAGGAAACAGUCCCGUGUGAAGCAUUACUUGGUGAAGUAUUCCCAGAACAGCUUAGGAGAGACAGUCACUAGUGUGACAAGCUUGUCCACAGCUCAACCUAUAAAAAUAAAAAGGAAGAAAAAAGUUGAGCGACCUCCUGCUGUUCCAGAUAAAGCACCAAGAUCCAACACUUUCUCUAACCCUAAGCUGUUGAAACCACAAAGGAAAAUCCUUCUGCCUAAAAUUGCUGAAGAAAAUUUAACCUAUGCAGAACUGGAACUCAUCAAACCUCACCAGGAAGCAAAAGACGUUCCUGCGAUGACUGUCUAUGCUCAGAUUCUCUUUGAGGAAAGCAAGAUAUAAACAUAUUAUUAAAACAUGUUUAAGCUUUGUCAUGCAGUUUGUAUAUAAAGUGCCAUACAAACGUGCUUUUGAAAACUUCUUGUCCUGUUCAGAUUUUAUAGAUUCCAAAUUGCAUUUCAAGGGACACAUUUGAGACCAAGAAAAAGCAUCUCUUUCAUUUUGCAUCUGACUAUAUCACUUGCUUUUGUUUUAAUGUUAAGUGUAAUGUUUAUAUUGUGUUAUUUAUGUUUUUGUCAUCAGUUACAAGAGGAGUGAAAGCUAAAGAGCUCCCCGUUGUAAUCUUAACCAAAGUGCUAAAUCAGAAGCACAAUGUUGUAUUUUCCUUACAUAUUUUUCCAGUUUUCAGCAGUUCAGCAAUCUGUUAUCAUUUGGGAGCUGUUAUCACUGAGUCAUGACAAUUCCCCCUGUUUUUGAACACUUGAAUGCUGGAAUAUUAAAAGACUAAUCCCCUUCUACACUGCCAGAUAAGAUCCAGAUUUUCAGCUUUCAACUGGAUUAAAUAGCAGUACAGACUAAUAUAAUUAAGUUCAAAGCAGAUAAUGUGGAUUAUCUGCUUUGAUAAUCUGCUGCUGAAUACGCAUGCCCAAUGUGGAAUACAUACCACGUUAAAACAGUGGACAUGGCUCUUAAGGAGACAUGCUGCAUUAUCACAGGAUGUCUACCCCCUACACCACUGGAGAAAUUAUACUGUUUAGCUGGCAUUGCACCACUUGACAACAUUUGGGAAGUAGAAGACAACAAUGAAAGGACCAAGGCAUGGACAUCUCCAGCUCAUCCCCUAUUCGGAUUUCAGCCAGCAUGCCAAUCCCCUAAAUCAAGAAAUAACUUACUAAGAUGUACAGAGACACUCACAGGAACACCUCAGCAAGCGAGAAUCCAAAAGUGGCAGGUUAAAACCUGGAACCUCAAUCCAUGGCUGAGAUCAUGGACAACUUGGAAGGCACUGAACAGACUGCGCUCUGGCUCUACAAGAUGCAGAUCUAAUCUUAAGAAAUGGGGCUACAAAGUGGAGUCCACAACAUGCGAGUGUGGAGAAGAGAAACCACAGACCACUUACUACAAUGCAGCCUGAGCCCUGUCACAUGCACAAUGGAGGAGCUUCUCACAGCGAAAAUAGAGGCACUCCAAGUAGCCAGCUUCUGGUCAAAGAAAAUUUGGUAUAAUGCUAAGUUUUAAACUUCGUGGUUUUUAAAAUACAUACAUUAUAACUGUACCCUCAAUUUGCUUCUGACACGAUAAAUAAAUAAAUCUGGAUUUUAUGGCAGUGUAGAAGGGGCCUAAAAAUGAACUGGGAGAAAAUAUGGAAUAUUCCGUCAGUAGUGUUGCAUAUUGUAAGAUUUAUUUCUGAUCAAGACACCACUUCUAGGUGCCUGAGUCUUGCAUUUUAAUUUUUAUAAGGAAAGGCCAUUCUCUCACUAAGUAAUUUUAUUCUACAAACCGUUCACUCUGAAAUUGAUGUGAGUUGUGUACUAUUCCGUUUGUGGAGGCAUCGAUCUUAACCCCGUUUGGACUUUAAUUUGAAAGGCUUGAACUUUAAUUCUAAAGUGGAUAGAUUAGCGCACAAGCACGUGACCAUAAUAUGUGCUUGAUCUUUAUAUAGUAAAGAACAUAAAUGCUAAUUUUUAAUCUCUAUGUAUCUUUGUUUAAGGUAAUAACUAUCCCAUCUGAACUAAAGAACAGACAUGUUCAAUGACCAUGUUUGUGAUUUCUUAGAUGCUACAAUGCAUCCAAAAGGAAGCAUUUAAACAUUACAUUUGAUUUCUAAAUCUUAUUGCACACUUCAUAUUUUCUUAAGUGUUCCAAAGGAAACAUUUAAGCAUUACUUACAUGGAUGGAGCAUUACUUAAAAGUGCAGUCCAGCUGCCAAAAUAAAAUAAAGGACUCAAAUGUUUAUAAGUUUGGGUAAAUAUUAAUUCAGCAGUGAUUUCAUUCACCAGCCUCUUGAUAACAAAGGGCACAUAUUUGAAGCCAACUUUUUGGAUGGUUGUUGAUUUUUAAUAAACUUGGUAGGUAAAUAUCCAGUUGGUCCAGUUUGCAAGUUCCAGUGCUUAUCAAUGUACUUGACUAUAAUUGAAAGUUGAUACUAUCUGAGGCCAGACAAUUUUGUGAGUCGAUUUCAACCAUGACACAGAAUCAUACUGGUUGACCUUGAGGCUCAGCAAUGCCCAGAGCUUCUUCACAUCCAGAGAAGAGGACCUUUUUCCAUAACAAAUCAUAUCCAUUUCCUUCAGUGAAUAGCCAUUAUAUGUGGUGGGUCUCCACCAUGUUCCCUAUGGAGUAUAGGACCACCCCCAAGCCAAUAAAUAAGGAGGGGUUUGCUCCAUGGUGUGGCAUCAAAAUGCUGCUUCAUGUGAAAUUUUGGCCAAUGUGGAAGGACCGAUAACCGUGACCGUGAGACAAGAUUUGACCCCGAAUUUGCCUUAAAACAGCAGCAGCCCAGGGAGAGCCAUUGUACCUUUGGCCAUAGGGGAAACGAAGGCCUAUUGUAAACUUUAAGAAAAGUGAUUGACAAAAAAGCAAAUAAACAUAGUGCAAAACUAUGAGAAAACCUAAGAAUAAACAUAUGUAGUAAUCAUGUUGGCCCUGCAGCAAAAUCCUAGAAAAUCUUGCUGGACUGUAGCCUAUGGCUACAGUAAAGAACUGGAGAUACAAGAAAAGAUACUAAAAAGAGAAGGAAUUGAGUACCAUUAGGGUUUUUUUUAAAGGGCAGUUGAGUCUAUUUUUCAUUAAUGUUAUACAAACAGUGUAAAUAUAUAUAUUUACAUACAAUAGAGUCUCACUCAUCCAAGCUAAAUGGGCCAGCAGAACCUUGGAUAAGCGAAUAUCUUGGAUAAUAAGGAGGGAUUAAGGAAAAGCCUAUUAAACAUCAAAUUAGGUUAUGAUUUUACAAAUUAAGCACCAAAACAUCAUAUUAUACAACAAGUUUGACAGAAAAAAGUAGUUCAAUACGCAGUAAUGUUAUAUUGUAAUUACUGUAUUUAUGAAUUUAGCACUGAAAUAUCAUGAUAUAUUGAAAACAUUGACUACAAAAAUGGCUUGGAUAAUCCAGAACCUUGGAUAAGCGAGUCUUGGAUAAGUGAGACUCUACUGUAUUUAGAAGAUUGGUUGGGAUGGGAGAGGUGUAAUUCUUGAGUACAGGAUGUGGACAAGUUCCUGAGGCAAAUAAGGAGGGCAGCCUGUUUUCUUGCUCCUUUUGGAUGGUCAUCCAGAGGAGAGACUUAGUUCGAUUUCAAAUACAUCACAUAAUAAGUGUAUCUCUCAGGAAGAGGAGCUUGCCAUCCUGUUUAAAAGAAACAGUAGUUAGACCAAUGCUGAAAAAGUUCUCCCUGGAUCCCCUGGACUUUGAUAACUGCAGACCAGUGUCUAACCUUUCUUUUUUGGGCAAAGUGAUUGAGAAGGCAGUUGCCCUCCAACUCCAGCUAGUCUUGGAAGACACUCUUCGCACAUUUCAAACCAGUUUCAGAACAGGAUACAGAGUCAAGUCUGCUAUGGUCGCCUUAGUGGAUGAUCUAUGUUUUAACACUGACAAGGGGUAUGUGUCCCCAUCGGUGCUUUAGAUCUCUCAGUGGCAUUUAAUAACAUCAAUCAUGGUACGCCUGGGGGGGGGGGGGGGGAGUAGGAAUCAGAGGCACCGUGUUGCAGUGAUUCUGAUUAUAUUUCUCAGGCGGGUCCAAAUGCUGAUGCCUGGAGUCAGCAAAAAAAGGAGCUAUGUGGCAUUCCACAAGGUGCCGUUCUAUCCAUAAUGCUUUUUAACAUUUACAUGAAACCUGGUUGAGAUCAUCCAGAGGCAUGGGGCAAGGUGCUAUCAGUAUGCUGAUGACACUAAAAUAUAUUUCUUCAUGCCUUUAGAUAAGGUUAGCAUGUCUCUGAAUGAAUGCCUGGAGGAGGUGAUGGGCUGGAUGAAGAAAAACAAAUUGAAACUGAAUCCAGACAAAACAGACAUGCUUGUCAUCAAGGGUCCUAAAAUAGGAAUGGAUGUGUGUCAAUCAGUCCUGGACGGGGUUACACUCCCCCUGAAAGACUGUAUCGGCAGUUUGGGAGUGCUCCUGGAUCCGUCUCUUCAAAUGUCAGUCCAGGUAGAUGUGAUGGGCAAGAGUGCUUACUACCAGCUUUGGCUGAUAUGCCAGCUGUGCUCCUUCCUAGAACUAGAGAACCUAAAGAUGGUAGUGCUCAUGUUGAUAACCUCAAAAUUGGACUUCUGCAAUGUGCUUUACAUUGGGCUACCUCUAUAGCAAGUUCAGAAACUCUGACAGCUCUGAAGAUCUAUUUCUUCCAUUAUGCCUGCCAAGCCAGUUUUAACUAUAAUUUUUUAAAUUGCAUAGUUGUAUUGUAAUACGUUGUAUUUUGAUAUGUGCUUGUUUUAAGAUAUGCUUUGAUGGAUGUAUUUUAACUAUUUCAAUACGUUUUUAAUGUAUGUAUUUUAUAUGUGCCGUAAGGAGAGGUGUAAUUAAUAAAAAAUGUUGAUGAUGAA